Cheilinus undulatus (humphead wrasse) is the source of this 4295-nucleotide messenger RNA. It is a transcript of the gene stk36, whose product is annotated as serine/threonine kinase 36 (fused homolog, Drosophila). Gene Ontology annotation, biological process: protein phosphorylation. The record is from RefSeq and is a predicted model, not a curated record. Bases 644 to 4186 code for a protein of 1180 amino acids. Gene Ontology annotation, cellular component: cytoplasm. Lineage: Eukaryota; Metazoa; Chordata; Actinopteri; Labriformes; Labridae. Gene Ontology annotation, molecular function: protein kinase activity; ATP binding. The transcript has 26 exons.
GGAAGGUCCACCCAUGGGUUAAUCUGUAUUCCUGACUACCAGUACACCAUGAAGACAUACACAACCCCAGAAGAAGAAAACCUCUCCUCAGCUGUUCCUUCUCACUCAGGUACAUCCCAAAGACUUCCUGUCUAAUGGAGCUGACAUCCUCGCAGGAUUACCCCCCUGAUGUCAUUUCAACAAGACACAUCAACGUCAAGACAGCGCUGAGGAAAUGAGGUUCUUAUAGGGUCUUCAGCAAGACAGUUCAUGCUCUGGUGUUUAUCCACUUACAUCAACUGUAAACAGAGGCAGUUUCACAAUAAGGCAAAGUGAGACAACUACCUCACAGGCAAAGGGUUUCGCAGCAGCCAGCACUGAAAAUAGACCUGCAGCAUAUCUCCAACAAAGCGAAACAGACUGGCUCUUCAGGGACACACCAAACCAGAUUGGAGUGCGGGCAGUGGAACUUCUCCGACUGAAUGGAGAGGGAGCGAUUUGCUUCACAGCCAGAUUUGCCAGCAGAUCAUUGUGCAGCCAUUGUAUGUGGAAACUGGAGGUUUUGCAGGCCUGAAAGGAAACAACUUAACGCAACCAGCAGCAUUUACAAACUCCCAGGAAAUGGACGUGGCUCUCCUGAUCCUCCUUUCAGCUGCAGGAGAGGAUGCUGGAACUUUCUGCCAAGCGUGGAGGGCCAACCAAACCUGGGGGCAAUUCUAACGCCCCACAUGACAUCAUGGGGGGGAAAAAUCUGAGAACGCCUUGUUUCAGCACACAUUUUCUGAAAGGUGGAGAAAGAGAGAGGGUCUUUAAGCCCAAAAAACACUGGUGCCCGACCGUUGUGUCAUUUGACGCACCUCAACUGCCUUCAACGCCACUUCAACAGUUUAAUUUCCACCAGCCACUGCUGGGCUGGGAGGUUGAUGUCAGAGCUGAAAGCUUGCCUGGGGUCGCCUCCCCGCAUCACAAGGUGGUGGCUCUGAAGUUCAUGCACAAAGUGGGUCGUUCCGAAAAGGAGCUGAGGAGUCUCAAGAGGGAGAUCGACAUUAUGAGGGACCUUCGACAUCCAAAUAUUGUCCAACUUUAUGACAGCUUUGAGACUCAAACCGCGGUUGUUGUUGUGACUGAGUAUGCAGAGGGUCAGUUGUAUCAGAUUCUUGAGGAUGAUGGGCACUUACCAGAAAGCCAGGUGCGUGAGAUUGCCUGUCAUCUGGUUUCAGCUUUGUAUUAUUUACACUCCCAUCGCAUUCUUCAUCGUGAUAUGAAACCACAAAACAUACUGCUGGGGAAAAAUGGGGUUGUGAAACUGUGUGAUUUUGGGUUUGCUCGAGCCAUGAGUGUCUCCACCUUAGUGCUGACUUCUAUCAAGGGAACACCUCUGUACAUGUCUCCCGAGCUGGUGGAGGAGAAACCAUACGACCACACUGCUGAUCUCUGGUCACUAGGAUGCAUCCUGUACGAACUCCACACGGGGGCGCCUCCGUUCUUUGCCAACUCCAUCUUCCAACUGGUGCAGCUUAUACUGAAAGACUCCGUCAAAUGGCCGGACAGUAUGAGCCCCACCUGCAUGAGUUUCCUGAAAGGUUUGUUAACCAAAGACCCUCAGAAGCGUUUGUCAUGGCCGGACCUCCUGCACCAUCCCUUUGUAGCUGACGGUGUUCUAGUGCUGCCAGACACAACAGUUUUUAAUCCUCUGACAGUCGCACCCAGCCCAGACAUGUUGGCAUUAAAACUCCAGCAAGUGGCAGACAAGAUGGUACCGAACUUUGGAGAGAGCCAAAUAGUGCGAAAGGCCCGAGCACUGGAGGCUGCCAACAAGGAGAAACCCCCAGGCAGUGACACUGCAAAAGAGAAGAAGAAUGGAGUGGGAAAUGAAAGGAACAACCUGGCAGAAGCAGCAGCAUCUUCAACAGCAGACCAUUUCUCCUCUGAUGUCUCUACUAUCCCAAGACCCUUUCUGAAGACAGACAAUCAACAUCGUAACCCAUACAAUAAAGGCAGCAUGAGAUCAAAACUCAGGGGUAAGAUCAGCAUGGACUAUCAACAGGAGUUCCCCUCUGUAGAAGUCGGUCCGCGUCUGGUUCGGAGAUGCAGUGAGGCUAGUUAUGCGUUACAGCAGGCUGACGAUGGGGACUACUGGCAAAAACUAGCUCAAGAAUCAGAUCCAAUCAGGCAGCAGCAACAACUACUAAACACUGGUGCCAUUAUACCGCAUCUGAAAACCAGGAUGAUGGCUUUUAAAGCUCAGUUAGUAGGUGGCAUUGUUAAAGAGAAAGAUCACCAACCACUAAAGGUCUUACAUAACCUGAUUUUGGCCUCUGACGAUGAGAAGUUGUACCACAUUGGUUGUGAACUUGGACUACCCUACACCCUCUUCGACUUAAUCCAUGACGCAGUAGAAAGCACACAUUACAACAAGCAUUCAUGGAGUGUGCCUGUACUCGCAGACAUGAUUGCUGUGCUUCUGAUCUACUGGGAGAGGAACAGUGACUGGGUGAAGGCAGAUGAUAGUCUGGAAGGCUGGAAUAGGCCGGAAACAUUCACAAAGCCUUUCAUUGCAAUUCUCAAUCAACCAAACCUCACUGAGUUGGCUCCUCUGGCUGCCUCUGUUUUGUAUCUUUUUAUACAUCAUGAUGUUGAUGUCCGAGUCGAUCUGAACAGUGUUGCAUCCCUGCUGAAAAAUGUUCUUCAGAAUGAGCCUCGGUUUUCUCUUCCCUCUGGUUGGGGACUCAGCGACGGCCUGCUGUUUUUACUGUGGCAUACAUUCCCUGAGCAUGAAAACAUCUCUGGAUCAUCAGGUUUAGAUCCAGAACUGUUUCUUGAUUUGUGGAAGAGAAUCGGCACUUCUUUAGCUGAGACUCAAACAGACUUUUGUUCUGCAAAAGGGCUGUAUUCCUUUCUGUCAGUCACCUUGUCUUUCUUCACCAAGGAACCAUACUCAUGCAUUCCCCUGUUUACUGACCGCCAGUCAAAAUGUGCUUACUCUCUUGGCCGGCUGCUGAGCACGGAUUGUCCUCAUUUGUUUGCUAGAGGCAGUCCUGAGAGACGUGAUGUGGAUCCAAGUCCCGACUGCCUGUCUUUGUUGAGCUGCCACUUGUUGUGUUUUCCAUUCGCCUUGGACCUGCCUUCACACUCCAUGUCCACCAUCAUCCAGCUGUACGACAGCUGUGGCAUCGUUGUAAGCCUCCUGCAGGUUAUUCAAACUUUUCCUGCCGCGCUAUUAGAGAUACCUCUCUCCCUACUGGGCCGCUUGUUCCUGUGUGACCCUGAGCACUCCAUUCCCCAUCUCAAAAACAAUACUUGUGGACUUUUUGUGCCACCUGGAAACAGUCACCUGACAGCUACAAAAAACAAGGCUCAGCUCACCAGAACAGCCAGCUCUCUGCUCUCUGACCUGCUGCAGGAGGAGGACCUGUGGGAAUCUGCAGUGGAGCUCCUAAAUGUGUUGUCCCAUAUGGCUCGCUGCUCUGCUCUGCUUUCCGGCUUUCAGCUUCACCUGGAGGCCACAGUGCUACACCGGGCACUGGCUCAUCCUUAUGACAAAAUCAGGGCUGCCACACUGAGACUUUUGGGAUAUUUAGAUCCUUUCAGGCCUUACACACUACACGCCUUAACACCUGACAUAUUUAGAAGCAUGAUAGAUUUUCUUCAUGAUUCCUGCUUGUCUGUGCGGCGAACAGCCUGCAGAGCAGUUGGAAAUUGGUUGGGACACAUUGCAACGGGAACAGGGUGUAAAGCAGGUGAUGAAGGAGGUUGGGCCAAAGACGGGGAACAAAAUAAACACGCACGUACACAAAGUAAAGCUGCAGAUUUGACUACUAUAGCAGAGCAAGGAUUGGACAAGAAUGAAGUGGGCAGAUGGACAGAGGAAGCCAGGGGGACGGUGGGCAUAUUGGCGUCUCUGCUCUCUGACCCUGAUGCUCUCAUGCGUCGUCACUGCUGUGCCGCCUUGGGAAACCUGCUAAAUGUUGAAGGUGCUGUUACUUUGUUGUUGGAAGAGGACAUUCCCAACAUCCUUCUGAAAACUGCGUGCUCCGAUUCCCACAAUGCAGCGAAACAAACUGCCAUAGCAACCCUGUGUCUGUACAGCCAGCAGGGCACAAUACGACAGGCCCUGAUGUCCCUGAAUGCCACUGAUAAACUUAUUGAAGCUUCACAGCAUGCUCCUCCACACUGUGACUAUCUGCAGCUCAUAGCGCUGCUGUGACAGUCCUGCUUACUGAGUGGGAGCAGUGACACCUGGGCAUCAUUAUUCUCUUCUGACACCAAUGCGUCUUCUUUUUGUAUGCACUGUAGUAGAGAAUAAAAGAAAAUGA